Gongylonema pulchrum is the source of this 757-nucleotide messenger RNA. NCBI's taxonomy places the organism in Eukaryota, Metazoa, Nematoda, Chromadorea, Rhabditida, Gongylonematidae. The record is from the annotation of a GenBank genome assembly.
GCAAAAACGCAUAAAAAUUGGAAUGUGUGGCCAGAGAUGUUUCGAACUGUAGUUGAAUUUCAAUAAAAAGAACGCCUAUUUCCUGGGUUUAUAGGUGGAGCUGAUCGGAUCAUCAAUAUUCGACUUCCUUCACCGCGACGACGAGCCUGAAUUGAGAAGCAUCCUAUCCAGCGCGGAUUACAAGUUCACCACAAAUGCAAACACCGUUCAGCCGUAUGUUGAGGAAAUCGAACGUAUGUUCUUCAUUAGGCUGAAAUGCGUGUUGCCGAAACGAAAUGCUGGAAUCGUAUACAAUGGAUAUAAAACAAUUAGCUGUUGGGGCUACUCGAAAUUAUACCAUGGAACUGGAAAAGUAACAAACUUGGGCUUGGUAGCUGUUGGCUAUAUGCUCAGUCACAGUGGCACCACUGAACUCAAACUUUCUUUUUCCACCUUCAUGUUUCGAGCUCGUCUCGACCUCAGCCUUAUUUUCAUCGAUUCCAGAGUGACAGAACUCACUGGCUUCGCACCAUCAUCACUUCUCGAUAUGUCACUGUAUCAGAUGGUGUUUCUGGAAGACGCGCAAAUCAUCGAGAAAGCUCACAAAAUCCUGCUGCACAAGAAUCAGUCGACCACGGGAUAUUAUCGCCUGGUGCACAAUACUCGAGGAUACGUCUGGGCGCAAAGUCAAUUCUACAUAGCGCCGGUGCUUCGUGCAGCCGCCGCUCAUUGCACUGUUGCUAUCACCGAAGUAUUCAGGUACACACUACUUUAUUAA